AGCCUGGACGCGGUGACGACGGAGCGCGACAGGCUGCAGGAGCGCCUGGCCACCACGACUGAUACGUUGAGUAGGCAGCUGCGUGAGGUGGAGGAGGCGAAGACGCAGGUGGAGCACAGCCUGGAGGCGGUGACGACGGAGCGCGACGGGCUGCAGGAGCGCCUGGCCACCACGACUGAUACGUUGAGCAGGCAGCUGCGUGAGGUGGAGGAGGCGAAGACGCAGGUGGAGCACAGCCUGGACGCGGUGACGAUGGAGCGCGAUGCGGGGUUGGAAAGCUUCACGCUGUUGGUGAAGGAUCAUGAGAGCGUUGUUGCAGCAUGUGAUAAGUUGCGUGAGGAUUUGUCUGUUGCCGGGUGUUGUAAUGGGGAUGAGGUAGCGAAGUUGAAAAGUGAGAAUGCAAGGUUGUCUGAUGAUUUGUCCAAGGCUUUGUUCAUGUUGGAUGCGGCUAACGUGCGGCUUAAUUAUUUGAGGUCAGUGCAUGUGUCGGAUCCUCUGUCUAAGUCGAUCGAGGGUGGUGAGGACUAUCAGGUAACUCGUUCUGUGCUUGAAAUGUGGAAAUAA
Molecule: messenger RNA, 564 nt
Organism: Trypanosoma rangeli
Lineage: Eukaryota; Euglenozoa; Kinetoplastea; Trypanosomatida; Trypanosomatidae
Product: kinesin-like protein
Exons: 1
Source: RefSeq, a predicted model, not a curated record